AUGCUUUUAAUUCAUCAAAAGGGAGAAAAUCGCGAUGGCUAUCCACGCCCUCCACACGCCACCGUUGUCGAUGUCGUUCCCCGGAUUCUCUCUGGUGUCGUUGCAGCCGUCCUCCUCCUCUCUGCCACCGCCGCAGCUCCAGAUUUCUGCAACAGCCUUCGUCUUGUAGAAAUAUGGAGCCUUCGUGAAAAGAUUUCUUCAACAACAUCGAUUUCACCAGAUUUCUCCAGAUCUCGGCCGAAUUGGUAUUCGUGUCCGUUUCGUCAAAAAUUGGCCUCGCAAUUCUCUAGUGGCCUUCUCAUGCCAGUAACCUUGCCCCGGUGUAGUGUACCAAUUGGCUCGGACUGCAAUGAUAGUAAUGUUUUUAUCGCUGCUUUUGCGGAGUAUUUCAUUUCAGAAGAGCCCAUUGAGGUUGAUACCUUUGACAUUGAGAGUGAGCGGCUAAGUUAUUGUUAG
This is a messenger RNA of Striga asiatica, 456 nucleotides long. Lineage: Eukaryota; Viridiplantae; Streptophyta; Magnoliopsida; Lamiales; Orobanchaceae. The record is from the annotation of a GenBank genome assembly.